This is a messenger RNA of Aphidius gifuensis, 483 nucleotides long. RefSeq lists its product as uncharacterized. The record is from RefSeq and is a predicted model, not a curated record. The transcript has 2 exons. The coding region runs from base 1 to 483 and encodes 160 amino acids. NCBI's taxonomy places the organism in Eukaryota, Metazoa, Arthropoda, Insecta, Hymenoptera, Braconidae.
AUGUAUGAAUUCAAAUGGGAUAUAGUUAAAGAGUUACAUGCUCCAGCUCGAGGAAAUUUUGAACGUCGUCAUGUUGAUAUUAGAAACUUUGAUGAAACUUGGCAAGCAGAUUUAAUUGAAAUGAUACCAUAUUCAAAAGAAAAUCAAGGAUAUAAAUAUCUAGCUGUUCCGAUAAGAAAUAAAACUGGGAAAGAUGUUUCCAGUGCAAUGGAAUCAAUAUUAAAAGGUGGACGAGUUCCUAAAAAACUACAUGCCAAUGAGAUUUUCACAAUUAUGAAAAUAAAUAGAUUAAAACCUCCAACUUAUAAACUGAAAGAUUAUCAAAAUAAUCCAAUAGGAGGUUGUUUCUAUAAAGAAGAAUUAUUAAAAGUAAAACAUUCAGAUAUAUUUUUAAUUGAAAGAGUGAUAAAAACUCGUGGUAAUAAAAUUUAUGUUGAAUGGUUAGGUUUUGAUGAUUCACAUAACCAAUGGAUUGAUAAAUAA